AUGGAAAGCGAGACCGAGUUUCAAGACAUGAUAUCAAUUAUUUUGGCAAUUACCUUCCUGAUCUUCUCCUACAACGAAAUGAUGCCUCGUGUCAGCUACAUCAAAGCUAUGGAUAUCUAUCUUGGAGUAUGUUUCAUGAUCGUUUUUCUCUCGUUGAUAAAACUCGCCUUUGUCAAGUACAUGCGUCAAAGGAUUAAAAUGGAAAGUGAAAGCUUCAACUCAAUCUCUGGGAUGAUGACCAACAAUCAACCAGUGAAUGGCGUCAUUCCCCCAAAACCUGGCUCAAAUCUUGUACUCCGCAACGGGAGGUGA
Molecule: messenger RNA, 312 nt
Organism: Cooperia oncophora
Lineage: Eukaryota; Metazoa; Nematoda; Chromadorea; Rhabditida; Trichostrongylidae
Source: the annotation of a GenBank genome assembly